Molecule: messenger RNA, 2923 nt
Organism: Oryza sativa Japonica Group (Japanese rice)
Lineage: Eukaryota; Viridiplantae; Streptophyta; Magnoliopsida; Poales; Poaceae
Product: ETHYLENE INSENSITIVE 3-like 5 protein
Cellular component (GO): nucleus
Molecular function (GO): DNA-binding transcription factor activity; DNA binding
Source: RefSeq, a predicted model, not a curated record
AUUACCCUCAACCUUCUCCUAGAGAGCAGAAAAAUUAUCGCGUCCGCGCUGUGGCACAAGAAAGCACAAAAGCAUAAAAAAUUAGGCUUCUUAGUCUUAGCCGCGUGUGUAUUCUUCUCCUACAAGCAUGUGCGGUGCGGACGGGUGCUACCGUACACCACCGGUCCACCACCACCCUACUCCGCACUCAGUGAGUGCCUCGCUGGUCAGUGCUCCCGUCCCUACUCCCUACAAGUCCCUUCGGGCUCCAAGGCGCUGCGUGCCACAGCAAAUCCACCUACCAAGCCUAGCUUCUUCCACAUCCUUCGAUCCGCCCGGAACGUCUGCACGUACAUAAGUAAGCACGCCGCAACCUUUCCCGCCACCCUUCCGUGCCACCUUUUCCACGAGUUCCGCUUCACACAGCAAGCUCUCCUCAUGGAAAGCCUCGCCUAUCCACAGAAACAGAAACCUCCUGCUCUCGAGCCGCUGCCACGGCCAACCGCCGCCAUGGACGACAAAGGCAAAGCCAAGGCUGCUGACGCCGCUGCUGCUGCCGAGGCGGCGCCGGAGCAGGAGGAGUUCUUUAGUGACUCCGAGUCCGGGUCCGAGUCCAUCGAGAUCGCCGACCUGAAGAAGCGGAUGUGGAAGGACCAGAUGCUGCUCAUGAAGCUCGAGGGCCGGUCGGGCCACGAAGGCGCCCUGGCGGCGCAGGACCACCGGGUCGUCAGGCGGGAGGAGGAGGCGGCGGAGGAGGAGCCGCCCGAGGCGCGGUACCGGCGGAAGGCGAUGCUCCGGGCGCAGGACGGCGUGCUCCGCCACAUGCUCAAGAUGAUGGAGGCCUGCAACGCGCGCGGGUUCGUGUACGGCAUCGUGGACGAGUCCGGCGUGCCGGUGUCCGGCUCCUCCGACAGCCUCCGCGGGUGGUGGAAGGACGACGUCGCAUUCGACCGGGCGGGGCCGACGGCGCUGUCGGGCCGAGGCGGCCGGGGGAGCCCGCGGAGCCCCGCGGCGGCGGCGUCGUUCCUGCACGGGCUCCUCGACAUCCAGGACAGCACGCUGGGGUCGCUGCUGUCGGCGCUGAUCCAGCACUGCGAGCCACCGCAGCGGAGCUUCCCGCUCGACCGCGGCCUGCCGCCGCCGUGGUGGCCGACCGGCGGCGAGGCGUGGUGGGGCCUGCAGGGCGAGGCGCAGGCCAGCCAGGGCCCGCCGCCGUACCGGAAGCCGCACGACCUCAAGAAGGCGUGGAAGAUCUCCCUGCUCAGAGCUAGCGCCGUCAUCAAGCACCUGAGCCCGCGGUUCGACCAGAUUCGCAAGCUCGUGUGGCAGUCCAAGCGGCUUCAGCACAAGAUGAGCGCCAGGGACGCCGAUACCUGGUCCCGCGUCAUCACCCAGGAGGAGGCGCUCAGCCGCCACGCGCUGCGCUCCCUCCACAUCACGCCGCUCGACGACGACGACGACGAACCCAACGAGGGGCCGACGCCGCGCGAGUCGCACGCCGACAAGCGCAAGCGCGAGGUCGGCGGCGGCGGCGGCGGCGGCGGCGAGGAGAUGCAGCUCUCUCUGCCGGCGGACAUCGACGUCGUCCCGGAGGCGGACCGCAGCUCCAUCGACGAGCUGAUGAAGCUCUACUACAGCUGCCUGCAGGGGACCGACACCGACGGCGGCGGCGGCGAGCAGGGGAAGGACGUGGCGGCCGGAGCCGGCGGGGAUGGGAGCGUCGCUCCGGAGACCGUGCAUGUCGACGACGACGACAUGCUGGAGGGUCUCCUCGGUGUCGCGCAAGUGGUGGACAUGAGCGACUUCCCGGACAGUCCCAUCUGUCACUGGGGGUCGAGCUCGGAUUAGUGCCGGAUAAUCUGAUAUAGAUAGGCGUGGAGUUUUGUUAAUUAUUUAUGCCUGUUUAAUUAGUUAAUUUCGUUCUCUUCCAUUUUGGAUUGAAAAAAAUGACAGCUCCAAGCAGAGCAGAGGUAUCUAGUUUGCACUAAUUUGCAGAGUGGAGUUUGGUACCGGCAGGUAUUGCAAUGGUUGAGAUUGGGAAUGUGAUCUGCUCCUGUACUUGAAAUCAGCUCAUGUUACGACCAAAUGCAGUAUCGAUGUUGUAUCUGCUUCAAGGCAAAUGCAGCCAUUGAAGAAAGAGUGGCAGGUACUCUGGAGUUCUUCAGUUUGCAGAGAGAGUAUUCUUCAGUUCUUACCAUAUGCUCCUACUUAUCUUUGCCAGAGCUACUAUAGCACGUUUCUUCCUUCGGCGCAAUGGAAGAAACAAAAUACUAUGGUCAUUUCGAACCUCGAAGAGCGGAUGAGAUAUUUCGUAGCAAUGCGGCCUUUAGCUGAUGCAAUUUCGCCAUGCAGGCAAGCGGCCAAACAGAGUGCACAUGACAAAGGAAUGGCACGAACACCAUGAGAUCAAUGAAAUAUCCUUGCUCAUCCUGCAGCCUUAAUUAUAUAUAUUACAUAUGGUACAUACACUGGGAAGAAAAAUAAAAAAAAAUAACUCCUUGAUUAAUUCCCCCAUUUGGUUCACGCACACCACCCAACCCAAAAGCGGCCACGAACACAACAAGAUACAUUUUGCUACUGCUCCUCCGACCUCCAAUCGUUCGAUCCGAGCCCAUGCACGCGCCCGAUCGAUGCAACAGCUAGCGAUCAAACACGAAGCGCGCAUGCAAGCGAAACCCAACUCUGUGUGUCAGAUCCAUGGCGAGCGAGAGCGGGGUUGAUUGCUCAUAGGCCGAGGGCGCCGAGCGGCGUCUUGCCCUGGCCGGCCUCGAAGUAGAAGAUGAGCAUGGCGAGCAUGGCGAGGCGGGCGUGCUUGAUCUCGGCGAGCUUGAGCCGGUCGAGCUUGUCGGUGUCCGGGAUGUAGACGCCGUCCCUGGUCUCGCCGCCGAGGCCGAGCGGGUCGAAGAACUUGCCGCCGGGGUAGCCCUGCUCGCCGGUGGCGUUG